Conger conger (European conger) is the source of this 4759-nucleotide messenger RNA. It is a transcript of the gene efcc1, whose product is annotated as EF-hand and coiled-coil domain containing 1. The coding region runs from base 118 to 2034 and encodes 638 amino acids. The transcript has 8 exons. Lineage: Eukaryota; Metazoa; Chordata; Actinopteri; Anguilliformes; Congridae. Gene Ontology annotation, molecular function: calcium ion binding. The record is from RefSeq and is a predicted model, not a curated record.
UAAUGCACUGAACAUGGGAAGGGAAUGCGAUGUGCACCUUAAAGCUCCAGUUUUUGUCCAGUAUCCACAAGCAUUAUACAAUCGUAUAAAUGUUGCAGCGGGCCUGUAGAAAUAACUAUGGAUAAACCCGAAGCGUGCGAUCCGUACAGUCGACCAGCGCGCAGGACGCAGUGGAUAGUAAGUACCUUGGCUUACCACUAUGGAUUAGAUCGCGGAGUUGAAAAUGAAAUAAUAGUUUUGGCCACCGGAUUGGAUCAAUAUCUACAAGAAAUAUUUCACCAUAUGGACUGUCAGGGAGAUGGCAAGAUUCCUGUCGAAGAUUUUAAUAUACUCUGCGAAGUUUUGGGGUUGAAUAAAGAAACGGACCUGGAAGAAUGCACCGGGAUUCUGGAGAAUAUGCCCAGCGAGUUUACUUUUAGGCAGUUCCAUGCCAAACUCUGCGGCUACUUCAGCACGAAAGCAGGGUGCCAGUACGAAAACGGUAGGCUGCUCGUGGGUAAAGAGAGCGAGCACAUCGAAACACAGAUACGUCUCCGGAGUCCUCUGAGGAGAAGGGAGAAGUCCCUAUUGGCGAAUGCCAAGGUAAAAGGCAGUAGAGGCUCUUCGCCCAACGCGGAUCGACAUACGUCCGGCUGCAGGCAACUGGGAACAUGCACUCGGGAAUGUUAUGAAGAAAUUGUUGCUUUGGAAGAAGCCGAAGACAGAAUAGCAAAACUCGAGGACGAGAAUGCGAGUCUGAGAGAGCUGGUGGAAGACAUGCGCGCUGCUCUCCAAAGUAGUGAUGCCCGUUCGUUGGCACUGCAGGUAGGGCUAUGGAAAAGCCACUCUAAACAUAAACAAGACGGGGGGUGUUUCAUUGCCCAUCACAAACUGUCCACUCAGAAGAACAGCGCCCACGGCAGCACGAAGAGCCUCCAAAGUUUCUUACGCGAGAUCGAGCUGCUCCGUAGCUCAAGGGACGGGCAGAUCGAGGAGGCCAUUCUCUUCAACAAGAAACUCGAGAGGGAGCUGAGGAGGUCCCAGGAAGCCCUGCUCUCUCUAGAGAACUGCAACAGAAAGCUGAAAAAGGAGCAGACGGCCAUGAGGAGGAAGGUGGAGGAGGCCAGGCAUGCGGUGCUCAGCGGCUUGGGCAAAGUGAAGGAGCUGGAAGUUAAAGCCAAUCACGUGCCGCUGCUGCAGAGGCACGUCCAGCAGCUGGAGUCCGAGCUGCGUUAUUACAGGUCGGAGGUGUCCAAGCUGCAGGUUUCGGGCAGCGGGGCAGGGGAUCACCCGUACGGCACGCCCAGCGGCCCACGCAGGAGGUGCUGUCUCACCACUCAGCAGGACCGCCGCUCCCCCACCGGCCGGGCCGAGACCCACCCCGAAAAAGUGGAGGAGCAGCUCUUUCGCUCAGUGGAGGGCCAGGCAGCCUCUGAUGAAGAGGAGGAGAAGUGGACGGGCGAGCAGCAGAGUCAGGUGGAUGAGGUGAAGAGGAUCCUGGCCCGGCUGUCCUGCUGUGGAGACAGGUGUGAUGACAAGGCGGUGAAGAAACUCCUCUCUCGCCUGGGGGGCUCCAGGAGUGAGGAGAGCCAGGCGGCGGUGGUGGAGCUCCUGGAGAAGGUCACCCAGCUCAACAAGCAGCUGGAGCUGAAGGAGACCCAGGCCCGUAAAGUGGAGAUGGACAUGGACCAGAUGAAGGACUCGCUGGUGCUGGAGCUUCGGCAGAAGGCGGAGGAGACGGAGAACCUCCACCUGGAGCUCCAGAUGCUGGAGACGGAGAGGGUGCGUCUCUCCCUGGUGGAGGAGAAGCUGAUGGACGUUCUGCAGCUCUUGCAGAAGCUGCGCGAUCUGAAUGUCUCAAGGAGGUCUCUUGGAAAGAUCUUGCUGAGCACAUUGGAGUCUUGCAGCGACCCUGAACAUGGGAAAGCCCACAUUCUGGAGGUGUUAAAUGCGCUCUGUCAUGAACUGGCUGCCUGCGAACUUCUGUCUAGCACGUCCCUAGAGAGAACGCAGAGUCACCAGUCGCUGACCAACGCACUCCUAAUCUCCUGCUGACCAAGUCUGCCACCUGCUGGCCGCUAGCCGUCAUAGCACUUUUCAAUGUACAGAUUUGAACAAGCACUGUUCAACCAACAGUCGUGACUACCUUUCUGGGCUUGUUGCCCUUCAGUGCUUAGAAUACUGUUUCUGGCACUACUUAGGUGGGGUGAGUGAGUAAGUGAGUGAGCAAGUAAGUGAGUGAAUGAGAGGGUGAGUGUGAUGAGUGACUGAAUGAAGGGCUGCUGAUCCAGUCAGACAAAAUAAACGUCCUGAGAAUUGGGGUAAAAUGCCCCACCUGACUAAAAGUCUCUCAAGGGUAAAUGUCUCUCGUGAGGUUGCUCCUCCUGAGGUUGACAUGACGUUUCAGGUGAGACUGACCUUUCAGGGCCUGAAAACAAGUCCGAUGGUGGACGGAAAAAGAUUAAGCAGAUGAAGGAUAUUCUGUGGGCAUUUGAAUAUUUUAGAAUGUUGGGAGUGGGGCCAUUUUGUUUUGUUCCACGAGCGUUUUUGUUUUGUUACAGCCAUGCCAGUCUCAACUCUAUUACUGUACUCUAUGUUUUGAGUAAGCUAUGGACUGCAUUGUGUUGUAUUGUACACACAGCAUUCAAUUUGAUUUCAUAUCGCAGGCAAUUUUACUAGAUUAUUUUACAAUGGCAUAUGCAUGUUUUGUCAAGUUGAAAUGUGUUAUUGCACAGUUUAUGUUUAGUUUUUGAACACAUCGGUUGUAUAUUUUAUGCAGUGGGGUCAUUUUGUUUUUACCAAGUUCUGAUUAAUAUGGUUACACUUAACUGGAGUGCUGUUUUUUUACAUUGUAUGCAAAUUAGUUAUAUAAAUAAUUAAGCUCACUGUUACACUAAUAUUAGAUGGAAGACAAGGUCUUCACCCACCUCAUAUUCACUCUAAACAAAGCCAGUCCUAAUGGUGUGUUUUUCUUUUGCUUUGUUAACAUAUUAUUACAUAUUACAACCAUUUUGACUCUCUUCAUAGCUGUAUAGCAUCUCUUUAAAUGUUUCAUAUUCUUGUAUUAUUGCAUUUUCCUCCAGUAUUAUUUACGUUUUCCUUAAUUAGAUAUUAAAAUAUUCUAUUAUUUUCUUCUUUUAAGUACUUAGCAAUGCUAUGCCAUUAAUUAAAGUAUAUCCACUUAUUAGACUGAUACUAAGCAUCAUAUUAUGGAUGCUGAUUGCAUGUAAGGUCCUAGUUAGACCUGUGUGUAAGCUGUAUGCUUUGUAAACACUAAUAUAUUAUUUGAAUUUGAUAUAAGUUUUUAUCCAAGUGUUAUUUUUACUGCUUAUUUCUCAUUGUGGGGCAGCAAUCAGUACUGUAUGGAUGUAUAGACUUGUCUCUAAUUGCUUUCUGUAAUAGCGUCAUGACCCCAACCCACAGUCUUGCCCCUUUUCCUGAACCCAAAAACUGAUCCAUGUUUACAUUAACCACCCUAAAUCAAUUGUUCUCAAAUUUGAUACUGGGAACCCCCAUGUAUGCUGGAUUUGUUACAGCAAAUCUCUUGGUCAAUUAAGUUCAUCUGUAAUUUUCUCCUUAAACUUAAAAACACAAUGCAGGUUUCGCUCAUUAUCUUUGAAUUCUUCAUUAUCUAUCCAGUUUUAGUGCCCAAGUGUCCAGUUUCCAGUAGGAGUCCAUUGAUAAACCUCAGUCGAAUUUUCCUCUUUAUGCAAUUGUUUGCAGUACAACACAAGAAGCACAAUGUGAAUGCAUUAUUCUUCUUGGCAUAGAGGAUAAAUAAUUAAAAUUCUAGAAUCGUAAUUGUGGUUGGGAACAAAAACCAGCGUACACAGGGGUCCCCAGGACCAAGUUUGAGAACCACUGCCCUACUACAAUAAAUCAUAAAAUGUUGCCCUCUUAUUCAGAUGCAUUGUAGAACUGAAUCAUCUUUUGAGUGCUGGCUUUCUGGAGAAAUCCAAACAGGGUCCUGGGGUAGCAUUCUCCACACAACCGUUUCCUAAUCUUCCCAGCACAAAUAGUGAUAGCAUGGAACAUGUUUUAACACAUUGUUAACACUUCGGAUUAAAUAACCCGUUCAGUGAAUAUGUUUCCAUUUCAAUAACCAUAUAUGAAGGUGCUAAAAAAUGCUCCGGCAUUAAACGUCGCUUGGCUGACUGAAUUUAGAAAGCCAGUGGGAACACUUGAGAGUUAACACAUUGGAGCUGCACAUUGUUCCAUUACGUGUGUAGCAGCAUAUUUCCACUCUGGCGCCUGCUGUGGACAUCAAGCUAGUUUGUAAAAAUACUAAAGCCUGUUCUUCCCCUCAAAUGUAAUGUAACCACUGUUUUAAUAUUGUAAUUGUUAUGUGAUUCAUGUUGGUUUUUUUUAAUGCUGCGCUAGACAUUUUUCUGCAGGAAUACUGUUCAGUUUUCCCAUUACCUUCUUGUACGUCUGCUUAGUAUUAUUGCAGAUAAAACAUUGUGUAUUUCACAUUUACAGGUAGGAAAAAAAGGCAUUUUAUUUCUGUGAGUGAAAUAAUACCUGUGAUAGAGAUGUGCAAAUAUAAUUAGACACCUCAUUUUUCUUUUAAUGAACUUAUAAAAAAAAAAUAAGAGUAGCUUUAGAUGUUACUUUUGUCUGUGAGAUGAAUAUUUAUCUGCUAAAAUGUAGAGAUGUGUUGUUAGGAUGUCAGCUGUCUCCAUAUUCAACUCUUACUUUUUUUGUAAUGCCAAUAUAUUCAAGUUUUAAUUGAAAACUAAAUUGCAACUGUCUAAAUAAUUGUUGUUAUGCACACUUAAUA